Molecule: messenger RNA, 1584 nt
Organism: Misgurnus anguillicaudatus (oriental weatherfish)
Lineage: Eukaryota; Metazoa; Chordata; Actinopteri; Cypriniformes; Cobitidae
Gene: hdr
Product: hematopoietic death receptor
Biological process (GO): TRAIL-activated apoptotic signaling pathway; positive regulation of apoptotic process
Cellular component (GO): plasma membrane; cell surface
Molecular function (GO): protein binding
Source: RefSeq, a predicted model, not a curated record
UAAUAUUCAUUAAGUAAUCCUCGACCAUAGUAAGAGUUGUUUCGUAUUUUAGCGCGGUCAGGUUUAAGUUCAUUAUUUUGUAAUUCCUAAUUUUUUCAACAGUUAAAAUUGUUGUAGCAGCGCAUGAGUGAGACAGUGACCCUUUUCAAUUCAUACGGAGAAAGCGACACUAUGAGUUUACUAUGAAAUACAUGAAUUUAUUGGUUUUGUUGUUACUGAAUGUCAUACUUACUGCUAAAAGUCACUUGGAUUUGGCCUGGGCCCAAGGAUCCUUUAAAACCAGAUCAAGACGAGACAUUUCCUGUAGAGAGGGCCUGGAAUAUGCAAAUGACAAAGUUUGCUGCUUGAACUGCCCAGCUGGAACCCAUGUGAAAAGAGCUUGUGUUAAUAAUUCAGAAAAAGGAGAAUGUGAAUCAUGCCCGUUUGACUCUUACACUGAGCAUGGCAAUGGACUGGAAAAGUGUUUAUCCUGUACAAAGUGCCGCAUAGAUCAGGACACUGUAGAGGUAUGCACGAGUACCCAGAACACACGGUGUGUGUGCAAACGGGGGUCAUUUUGUUUACCGGACCAGGCAUGUGAGUUGUGCAAGAAAUGCAGCAAAUGCAAAGAUGAUGAGGAAAUGGUAGAAAGCUGUACAGUCAAUUCCAACACAGUUUGUAGAAAGAGAAACUCUCCGGACGGCUCUCUCUCAGUGAUGUUUCUUGUUGUUUUGCCACUGAUUGCAAUGCUGGUGUGCAUUGUGAGUAUUGUCUACUGGAAGAAGUCAAAAUCGGGUAAAAGAGCAAUAGCCCCAAGAAGUCCAAAGGAAAUGGUCAAGAUCUGUAUGGGUGACGGUGAUGAGUUGAGGGAAGAGAGGCAGAAUUCCAAGAUGGAUGACUCCUCGCCACUGCAGCCAUUCCUUGAGCUAAACUAUGUGGAACGUGAGCCAUCAAGAAGACUUGUUCCAUUGAACGGAGAAGAAUCGUUGAAGAAAACGUUCGAGUUGUUUGAGGAAAUAGAUGUCCACUACCAUAACAGAUUUUUCCGGUUUAUUGGACUGAGUGAUAACGCAAUAAAAACCGCAGAGUCUCUUAUUCCAGAAGACAAAGUUUAUGAACUGUUAAAAGUCUGGUUGGAAAAGGAGGGAAUGAAGGCAGAUUUCAACAACCUUAUUGAAGCAUUAAUUUAUUUAGACCAAAGACUGUCAGCAGAAAACAUCAUUGCAAAGGCAAUUAGUAAUAAGUUUUUUAGAUAUGAAGACGAGUCACAGGAGACAUCCAGUGAUUCGCACUCUGAGUGAUCACAAGGGAGAAAGAUACAGUAUUAUUUCAUAAACCUUUAAAAAUAGAAAAAAAAAUGUUUCAUUGAUGUUAUUGUUAUGUUGGUCAAUAUGGUGCAUACAUCUAGAGAGGGCCAAUGCUAUGCUAUUGUUUACAAACAUAAGUUACAUUAGAAUUUUUGUCUGUCUGCUCUUUAUAUUAUGAAAUUUGUGUUACUUAUUAUGCUUUGGUGGAAUUCUUUCUGACACCGGAUAAGAUGUUUACAAAUGUUGUGGCAAUUUGCAUUAUUUUGUUAACUAAUAAAGGCAAUUCAUAUUAUUAUGA